AUGUCCAUGCCGCACAUGGUGCAGCACGGCAGCUCCUCGGAAACAGAGGCUUGCGAAAUGGAGUUGGAGAGACCAACCGUAGGAUCCUGUGCCACCUCGGCCGUCACACCCGCCGUAGCUCCGACCGUCGAGGAGAUGUCGUGGCGCAUGACGCAGGAUGAGGGCGCCUCUUCGGUGAAGGAGCAUGUGCGACACGCGAACAGGAGCUUGUUCUCAGACUUGUCUUCGCGGGGGAACAAAAGGUUGGAGCUGUUUGCGUCAGCAACUGCGGCUCACCAUUCUGAGCAGAAUCGGAAGAGGAUGGGCUCUUUCUUGGUGGGCCCUCCCAUCUCUGCUGCUGGUGAAGACAUGAUGAUGUGGUGGCGCGCAGUUUCCACGUGCAGGAGGCGAAGGUGGUCUGGGAUCGGAAAAGCGCGUCUGUCGCCUUGCCAAGGGUGCUUUGUUGCAGGCAGGAACGGAACGCCCCCGCAUGCGCCGAUCACCUUGCCAACCUUGCCCGCAGCUGCGAUUUCUAACCUCGCAACAGCCCCCAUCUGCGCCUACAGCUCUCCAUCAACUCUUGCACCGACUGUCUCCAUCUCAAUCUUUCUGACCAUACCCAUUGCGCCUCAAAACUUCCACGCGAUCAACAAUGAGGAGACAGGUCUGCCCCAGGGCUGGGAGGUUCGCCGCUCCAACACCAAGAACUUGCCAUACUACUUCCAUCCCGAAACCAAAGACUCGCGAUGGGAGCCUCCGGCGGGUACCGAUCCCGAGAAGCUCAAGGAGUUCAUGGCAGCGAACCACAGUUCAAAGGGCGUUGCGCCGGCAAACUUUACGCAGACGGGAGAUAAGAUUCGCGCUGCUCAUCUGCUCGUGAAGCAUCGCGAUAGCAGGCGCCCAGCUAGCUGGCGGGAACCCAAAAUCACCCGGUCCAAGUCAGAAGCAGAGGAACUGAUCAAGAAAUACCAGUCUCAAAUCCUGGCAUUUGAGGCACCCGCCGAACAUAAUGACCCCAACCCCAAGUCGCUAUCAGAGCUCGCGACAACAGAGUCGGACUGUAGCAGCGCACGUAAAGGGGGCGAUCUUGGAUUCUUUGGCCACGGAGACAUGCAAAAGGAAUUUGAGAACGCAGCUUUUGAUCUGAAACCUGGAGGUGUCAGCGAGAUAGUCGAUACAGCAUCGGGACUGCAUUUGAUUCAGAGGUAG
Parastagonospora nodorum SN15 is the source of this 1188-nucleotide messenger RNA. RefSeq lists its product as hypothetical. Gene Ontology annotation, molecular function: peptidyl-prolyl cis-trans isomerase activity; protein binding. Gene Ontology annotation, cellular component: cytosol; nucleus. Lineage: Eukaryota; Fungi; Ascomycota; Dothideomycetes; Pleosporales; Phaeosphaeriaceae. Bases 1 to 1188 code for a protein of 395 amino acids. The record is from RefSeq and is a predicted model, not a curated record. The transcript has 5 exons.